Selaginella moellendorffii is the source of this 1098-nucleotide messenger RNA. RefSeq names its product pentatricopeptide repeat-containing protein At2g35030, mitochondrial-like. Bases 1 to 1098 code for a protein of 365 amino acids. NCBI's taxonomy places the organism in Eukaryota, Viridiplantae, Streptophyta, Lycopodiopsida, Selaginellales, Selaginellaceae. The transcript has 2 exons. Gene Ontology annotation, molecular function: protein binding. The record is from RefSeq and is a predicted model, not a curated record.
AUGCUCGAUCGGGGGAGAUGCCUUGAAACCCUUCGCAACUGCAAAACUCUUGGUACUGCGAGGGAGGUCCAUUUGGAAAUCAAAAGGGUGGUGAGAGCCAGUGAUGAUGUUUUCCUCUACAACAAGGUCAUUGAAAUGUAUGGGCGGCUCGGCAGCGCAAGCGAUGCUCAAGAGACCUUUGCGAGCCUGGGCAGCAGCGGCAACGUUUUCAGCUGGGUUUUGCUCAUGUCCGCAUAUGCCAAAGCAGGGCAUCUGGAAACCGUCAAAACGUUGUUUGAUCAGAUGCCGCAGAGGGACAUGGUGUCGUUUUCGUUGAUUCUGGUCGCGUUUCUUGACAAAGAUGAUCUUUUUGCUGCCGAGGAAGUUUUCUCCGACAUGCCUGAAAAGGAUAUUGUGUGUUGUACUUCAAUAAUCGCAGCAUUCGCCAGAGUUGGGAACUUUUCUAGAGCUCAUCAUAUCUUUGAAGAGAUGCCACAGCGAGAUCUUGUAGCCUGGAACAGCAUGCUCGCAGCAUUUGCAGGAGAAGACGUUGAAUUUGCACGAGAAUUCUUUGAAAAACUCCCCGAGUGGAACUUGGUCUCGUGGAACUUGCUGCUUGACAUGUAUGCACAAAACGGGGACCUCAUCUCCGCUCUGCGCUUAUUCGAGGCGAUGCCAGAGAGGAAUUUGAUGUCCUGGACCUCGAUCCUGAUCGCAGCUGAUAACAACUCCAGAGUUGCGAAGGAGAUCUUUGAUCGAAUGCCUCAGCACGAUCUAGUUUCCUGGAAUGCGCUUCUUAAUGCAAAUGCCCAGGCGGGGAAUCCCUGCGAAUUGCGGGAGCUGUUUGAUCGAAUGCCGUGCCGGGAUUUAAUCUCGUGGAACGUUGUUCUUGGAGCUAUGGUGAACGGGCAUGAAGCCGCCGAGCUCUUCCAUUCGAUGCCUUACCACGAUUCGUACUCCUGGAGCUCGAUCCUGGCGGUCCAUUCCAGGAACGGGAAUUUCCAGAAAGCACAGCAGAUCUUCUACCAGAUUCCGGAAUGGAAUCUUGUCCUGUGCAAUGCAAUGCUAGCAGAUGGGAGAUCUAGAAGUAACAAAAAGCACAUUCGAUCGAAUGCCUGA